Molecule: messenger RNA, 1237 nt
Organism: Phalacrocorax carbo (great cormorant)
Lineage: Eukaryota; Metazoa; Chordata; Aves; Suliformes; Phalacrocoracidae
Source: RefSeq, a predicted model, not a curated record
GGCAUUUUUGCUGAUGUAAGAGAUAGCAAAAAUAGCGUGGGGGAAUUAUAGCCUGAAGAAAGAAAUAUUUACAUAUCUGAGUGCAUUAAAAAAACCCCCGCUUACCCGGGGUUUGUGCUCCAUUUUUAUUCUGGGCUCUUUUUGUGGUCGAGGGGUAAAUGCUAAAGGGAGCAAAGUGUGAUGUUUGUACAGACCUAGCUAAUCAGAAACAGGGCGUGCGGAAGAUUGCGUGGGGAACCCAAACAUGCAUUUUGUCCCAGUGGCUGGUUUUAAUCAAUAAUAUUGUAAAUUCGGCUUCUGAGCGGCUGCGGGGAGCAUUCGAGAAAUUACGUCACCUCUCCUCACGGUCCGCUGGUCAGAUGUGACUGCUGAAGUUUGAAUCUUGCCGCUGGUGGCAGAGCGUGACCCUCCCAAAUAAAUACGGGUGUUUCUUCACCUGAUUCCUCAGACCGUCUCUGGGGCUGAGCCUGCUGCGAGGAUGCGAGCGCCGGCUGGGGUGGGGACAGGAGCCCCCGUGCUCCCGUGGCUGCUGCUGCUGCUCUUGCUGAUGUCCCACUCAGCCCACACAGCCAUCCUGGAGGUGAACGGAAACCUGAACUGUAGGUGUGUAAAAACAGCUUCGGACUACAUCAGUCCGAAGAGAUACGAAAGCAUUGAGAUAAGACCUGUGGGAAGCACCUGCAGACGUACAGAGAUCAUAAUUAAAUUAAAAACCUCGGGGAAGGUGUGCGUGAAUCCUGAGGCCCCUUGGGUAAAGAAACUGCUGAAGCGUAUUGCUAGCACGAAGAAAAAAUAAGUUUCCUGCUAAGGAAGUUGGCACUCGGAGCCCCAAGACAGGCUGGCAGAUGAUGCACAGGCGUGCAAACCUGGCUGCUCCUCACUUUGCCCUCGCUUCCCCCUUUCCCAAAAGCCCCAUGUCGGGCCCCGGCGGUGGCCGCUGCAGGGAGGGUGGCUCACUGCUGACCCCAGCCCCGCGGCAGGUUCGUGGGGGAUAUUUCCCCUCUGCAGUCAGUCCCUGGAUCAGCAGCAACGUGAACUCUUCAUUUAUUUACUUGCCUGUAGACUGUGAAGCCUUUCUGCCAGGGGCUGUUCCCGUCUCUGUAGGGGGGUGACUUUGCAACUCUUUCUGUGCGAAGCACUCAUCGACAGAGUGUGUGUCUGGGUUUUUUAUUACACAGUGUGGCAUGUCCUGUCCUGAGAGCUCAAGUCAAAUAAAAUUCAGGGCUUUUUCUUCUGU